UUACCAUGGCUUCCAAUGUGGUGUACGUUCUGGCAAUGGCGGCCUGCUUGUCUGCGAAGAGUGUCAACCAAGAUGGUUGUUCCCCCUUUAAGUGCAGUCAAUGGUGUAUAUUUGGAUACGUGGAAGUGAACGGCUGUCCAACGUGUAGCUGUUGCUCUCUUCCUACGUGUCCUCCUCCUCCCAUCGACGUGUGUCCCCGCGGCUUCAAAUACGUCAACGGCUGUCCAACGUGCCUUUGCUACUAACGACGACUACAAUUAUGGUCGCCGAAAUAUGCAUACAGUCU
Messenger RNA from Haliotis rubra (blacklip abalone), 286 nucleotides. RefSeq names its product cysteine-rich motor neuron 1 protein-like. The coding region runs from base 6 to 245 and encodes 79 amino acids. The record is from RefSeq and is a predicted model, not a curated record. Gene Ontology annotation, molecular function: serine-type endopeptidase inhibitor activity. NCBI's taxonomy places the organism in Eukaryota, Metazoa, Mollusca, Gastropoda, Lepetellida, Haliotidae. The transcript is spliced from 2 exons.